AGUUUGCCUUCCCAAGCCUCCCAAAGUACCAAAACACAAACACAACUCCUCCUCAAACCCAAUUUCUCUCUCUCUCCCUCCUUCGAUGCAUAUAUACACUUAAAUGGUCUCUAUUAACUCCACAACAAUAGCCUCUCUCUCUCGCUCUCUCUUUCUCUCUCUCUGACAGCUGGGUUCUCUUUGAUUCAGAAUCAUAGAGACUGACUGAUAAACAUGGCUCUUGUGUACAAGCUCCAAGCUUUCUCAUCUUUUUCUGUGUCAGCUCAGAAUUAUAACAAGGUUACUUCUUUGAUUACAAACCCCAUUUGUUCAUUACACUACAAGAGCUCGCCUUUUACAGAGAAACAUUCAAUUGAGAGAUACCAAAGGGACCGGUGGCUUUACCAGAGCCAGGUGGAGUUAAGUCAGUAUCAAUCGUCCUCAUGCUCUUUGCCAUCUGACUCAGAGUCUAUAAGGGAAGAUGACAUAGCUUUGCAGCUACCCGAGUUGAAGAAGUUGCUUGAAGUGCUUAAGAGAAAGAGAGAGAGUUGUUGUGGUAAUGAUGGUGAUGGGGAGAAAUGUGGGCCUGGGAAUGUGUUUUUGGUGGGGACCGGACCAGGAGAUCCUGAGUUGUUGACAGUGAAGGCUGUGAAAGUGGUACAGAAAGCUGAUAUUUUGUUGUAUGAUAGGUUGGUUUCUAAUGAUGUUUUGGAGUUGGUUGGUCCUGACGCUAGAUUGCUUUAUGUUGGCAAGACUGCUGGGUACCAUAGCAGAACUCAGGAGGAAAUACAUGAGUUGCUUUUAAGUUUUGCUGAAGCAGGAGCUACUGUUGUGAGACUUAAAGGAGGUGAUCCACUGGUAUUUGGGAGGGGUGGAGAAGAGAUGGAUUUUUUGCAACAGCAGGGAAUCCAAGUUAAAGUUAUCCCAGGUAUUACUUCUGCUUCAGGGAUAGCAGCAGAGCUUGGGAUUCCUUUGACUCAUCGGGGUGUUGCAAAUAGUGUUAGAUUUCUAACCGGUCAUUCAAGGAAUGGAGGAACAGAUCCCUUGUUUGUAGCAGAAAGUUCAGCUGACCCUGAUUCAACCUUGGUUGUGUAUAUGGGCCUGUCAACUCUUCCCGCCCUUGCAUUGAAGUUGAUGCAACAUGGUCUGCCAGCAAAUACUCCAGCUGCUGCAGUUGAGCGAGGGACCACACCCCAGCAGCGCAUGGUUUUUGCAGAAUUAAAUGAUCUUGCUAAUAAAGUAGCGAGGGAAGAGUUAGUUUCACCAACACUGAUAAUCAUUGGGAAGGUGGUUGCACUUUCACCAUUGUGGCCACUUUCUUCUAAAGAAGCAUCCUGUUUGAUGGAAGCUGUGUAGAAGUGUUUGCAUUGCAUGGAUGGCGAUGGAAUGCUGUCCAAGGAACUUUUUGGCAAUUCCGAGAAUUAAUUCAAUCAAUUUAAUCCAUGCGAUGGAGUUUCUGCUGUAUUUGAAACCACUUCUGAAUCGGUUGCUUCUUUUGAUGGUUUUGAUUCAUAAGAGGUUCUAAAGGUUCUUGUACUGUGCUUUGUCUGACUAGCUCGGUUUCAAAUUCAGAGCAGAGCAUCAUGAUGCAUGGAUGUGAUGAAAGUUUCUCAGAUCGUUUGCUCACAUGCAUCUCGACAGAGCAAAGCUUUUUUGGACUCUUACCUUCAUUGUAAUUUGAUUGCUCUGAUGGGAACGUUAUCCAUGAUCCGCCAUUAUGUUGAUUAACAAAUUUUGCAACACAAGCUUUGAUUUUCUAAUACAAGUAAUCAAAGCUCGGAUGCUGUAUUUCUUUGGAUGAAUUAGUGACCAUGUAGAAUAAAUUCUUUCUAUGAAUUGGUUCUUGCUCUCUA
Populus nigra (black poplar) is the source of this 1832-nucleotide messenger RNA. Its product is annotated as S-adenosyl-L-methionine-dependent uroporphyrinogen III methyltransferase, chloroplastic. Gene Ontology annotation, molecular function: uroporphyrin-III C-methyltransferase activity. Gene Ontology annotation, biological process: siroheme biosynthetic process. The coding region runs from base 214 to 1335 and encodes 373 amino acids. The record is from RefSeq and is a predicted model, not a curated record. The transcript is spliced from 5 exons. NCBI's taxonomy places the organism in Eukaryota, Viridiplantae, Streptophyta, Magnoliopsida, Malpighiales, Salicaceae.